This is a messenger RNA of Juglans regia (Persian walnut), 1380 nucleotides long. Its product is annotated as thaumatin-like protein 1b. The coding region runs from base 160 to 1020 and encodes 286 amino acids. The record is from RefSeq and is a predicted model, not a curated record. Gene Ontology annotation, biological process: defense response. Lineage: Eukaryota; Viridiplantae; Streptophyta; Magnoliopsida; Fagales; Juglandaceae. The transcript is spliced from 4 exons. Gene Ontology annotation, cellular component: extracellular region.
AGCAAAAGCAGCAGCACAGUGAGCUGACCCUUCCCUCUUCGCAAGAAAAGUAAAGUUCUUUGCGCCUCGCCAACUCAAUCUCCGCUACUACUACUACUUCUUCUUCUUCAAAGUUUUGACCUUAACUUCCCGAGCUUCUUCUUCAUCAUCUUCACUUUGAUGGAUCGUCGUUUACUCCUCUACGGUACCAUUCUCACUCUCCUCGCCUCCUCUUUUCUCUCAGAGAUACACUCUGCUUCAUUCAAGAUAGUCAACAAGUGCCGGCGCACGAUAUGGCCUGGGUUGCUAUCCGGCGCCAAUACGCCUCAGCUCCCCACCACCGGCUUUUCACUCAGGAGUGGAAAAUCCAAGACGGUAUCCAUACCCAAGUAUUGGUCUGGUCGGAUUUGGGGUCGGACCCUAUGCGGCGAGGACUCCACCGGGAAGUUCUCUUGCAUGACCGCGGACUGCGGGUCCGGGAAGGUAGAGUGCGCCGGGGGUGGUGCUAAGCCACCGGCCACGCUUGCGGAGUUCACGCUGAACGGCGCCGGCGGGUUAGAUUUCUACGACGUCAGCUUGGUCGACGGGUACAACCUCCCGAUGCUCGUUGUGCCCAGGGGAGGUACCGGCGGAGGAUGCAGCGCCACCGGGUGCUUGGUGGACCUGAACGGGGCGUGCCCGUCGGCUUUGAGGGUUGCGCGUGAGAACGGGAGGGGUACCGUGGCUUGCAGGAGCGCGUGCGAGGCCUUCGCUGAUCCGAGAUUUUGUUGCAGUGAGGCAUACUCUACGCCCGAUACGUGCGGGCCGUCUAUUUAUUCGUUGUUUUUUAAGUACGCUUGCCCACGCGCGUAUAGCUACGCGUACGAUGACAAAACUAGUACCUACACCUGCGCUUCCGCUGAUUAUAUGAUCAUAUUUUGCCCGUCACCCUAUACCAGCCAAAAGUUGCUCGGAGCUCGAAAGGAUGGGGCACAGCUACCAUUAGUGAACAAGACCACAAUGUACAUGGCAAGCCAACAUGCUUCAUCGUCAGGCAGAUAGUACCACGCCGAAGAAGUGGUGUCAUCUUCCCUGUUGUGCAAGCUUUCAGCUUGUCUUCCACUCCUUCCAGUUGUUGGGUAAAUAGAUCACGCGGCUAAGAUGCAGAUUGGCCGUAUGAGGGAGGGUUUCAGAAAAAAGUUUUGUAUAUAGCUUCCUUUGCUUUAUUGCAUAGCUCAUAAUAGGGGUUCUCCACAUCUUAUUAUAUAUACCGCCUACCAGCACCUUUCCACCAUUUUAUAUAAAGAAAUUAUUCUAGUUAGAAGCCUUGAAGUGUGGUAAGGUAUCUUUCUUCAUAGAAUAAUGAUGUUCAUUCGACUAUUUUAUAAAAGCCCAUGUGAGAAGGUCAUUUUUUUUUUUUUA